Messenger RNA from Xenopus tropicalis (tropical clawed frog), 4008 nucleotides. It is a transcript of the gene b3gnt9, whose product is annotated as UDP-GlcNAc:betaGal beta-1,3-N-acetylglucosaminyltransferase 9. Bases 2347 to 3591 code for a protein of 414 amino acids. Gene Ontology annotation, biological process: glycoprotein biosynthetic process. The transcript has 2 exons. Lineage: Eukaryota; Metazoa; Chordata; Amphibia; Anura; Pipidae. Gene Ontology annotation, cellular component: membrane; Golgi membrane. Gene Ontology annotation, molecular function: hexosyltransferase activity. The record is from RefSeq and is a predicted model, not a curated record.
CACCUUUCUAAUAAUUGAAUCCCCUACAACUAUAGCCUGCGAACAAGCAACCCUAGGGCCGAACAUGCAGUUGUUAUAGUUCCAGCAAUGGUAGGGGUUAAUCUUACCUGCACCUCUCCCCCAAUAAGCAACAGGAAAAACCUUUUUAUAGACCCUGCCUUGCUUUGCUGCUUGCCUGAGCAAACAGGUUCUGUUUAGCGUUUGUGCUUUAGUUAGAAAAUAGUGUUAUGAAAUCUGUCUGACCCUGCUAAUUCCUAAUCCUCUGGUAUUGUGUUGUUGUUGAUUCCUGUGCAUGAUUUUGGUAUGUUUCCUGACUAUCCGCUUAGUCUCAUCCCUUUGGGCUGUGUGUCUUUGAUUUCUGUGUUUGAGCCGGCUAGGCUUCUUAAACUGCUCUGUUGUGUGGCCUGACUGACACUGUCCCCCACAGACUGCUCUCACAUCUGAACAGGUGCUGCCUUUCUGAGUUACUGCUACUUAUUAUCUGUGCCUGCGCAGUUCUCUAGCCUGUAGUACUCAUUACAGGGGUGUAUUCAGUGUAAGUACCCUACAGCCGGUUCUUGGGUGACACAGCCACUGGGGUCUAUAACACCCUUUAUGUGAUACCUAACAACAGUAGAGUGAAAAAGUUGGCUUUUUGUUGAAGUUCGCUUUCUACUCUACUGCACAAGCAAUACGAAGACAGAAAAAAGAAGAGCAUUGCUGUCUAGCAACUACCCCGGGCUGGUGCAGUUUUAUGUGAUUAAUCAUUAGGGGGCCCUAACAUUUUGGCACCCCCCAUUAAAUGUACCUUUCCUUCUCCUUUAAAAGGCAUUCACCUUUAACUCUUAUUAUUUCAUUUUCUAUUCAGUGACUCUCCAGUUUAAAAUUUCAACAGGUAUCUGGUUUCUAUAGUUAAAAUUAACUUAGUGACCAGAGUGUGGUUUGAAUAACCCACUGCUAUAUAAAUAGAAAAGGACCUGAAUGAAAACAGUAAUACAAAGUAACAAUAAAAAUAAAAUUGUAGCCUCACAGAGCAAUAGGUUUUUUGGCUUCUGGUGCCACUAGCCCCCAUUUGAACGCUGGAACAAAGAAGGCAAAUUAUACAAAAACUGUAAAAAAAAUAAAUAAUGAAGACCAGUUGAAAAGUUGCUUAGAAUUGGCUAUUCUAUAACAUACAAAAUGAUGGUGAACUAUCCCUUUAAGAUUAUAUGAUACAUUCAGUUGAUUAAGAUUCAACCUUUGUGCCUGCCAUAACUGUAACAUGUCUGUGACCUCUGGUGGAGAAUACAGCUUACAUCUUUCUAAAUAAACACACCUUAUAUAAAAAGGGAUUACUGUAAAUUUACAACUAUCAUUUUAAUGGUUUUGUAAAUGUAAAUUGAGAUACAUUUCUUCCUUUGUAAAGUGCCUUUCCUACAUAUUGAUUUGUCUUAUAUAUAAAGCUUUUAUCUGGUAAUGUUCAUUAUGGCUAGAAACCUCCAAUUUCCAAUUGUGGUAUCUGGUUUUAUAAACUAAAAUAUUUUAUCUUUAUAAUAUUGCAUAAUAUAUACCAGUGAUUUAUAGCUGUGACGUUGUUGCAUGAUGUCACUUUUAGUACCAGAUAGAGCAGAAACAGUAUGGCCGGCCAACAAUUUGAAAAAGCCUGUUGUAGACAGGGAUACCAAAGGAUAUAUCUGUUGAAAGGUAAAAAAAAAACAAAAAACAAAACCUCGCUUUUGGAAAAUAGCUAAUUUUGAGGGAUUCUAACAGAAUUCCUAAACUUAGUGAAAUUACCCUUCCAGUUGAAUGUGCAUAUGAAGUAGAGAAUGAUUGCUAUCUCCAGACACUACUGCAUGUCCAGUCCUGCUGAAAGACCUCUGGGCAAAAACACUUCCUUUCCUGUAGUAGAGGCUGUGGAAUGCACAGGCUGAAACCAAUCCAGAUGUGCUUAUUUGGCAGUCUGAGUCAAGCACACACACAGAGCACAAGACACAGAAACCUAAAAAGGCUCAAUACAAGCAUGAAAUAUAUUGGGAUUGUAUUGAAUUCCUCUACUUUGCUACAAGAUUGUCUCUAUCUCUGGUGCCCUGUCUGACAGAUGAACUGCCCAGUAUUCUGCAACUUUCCUUGGCUGCACAGCACUCCUUUUGCUGCUCCAGGAGGGGGAAGGAUUUCAUGUUUGUUGCCACAUCAUUCCCAGCACUGGUUCCACUUUCAGAGUCUAACAGCUCUCCAUGGCUCGGUUCCGUCUCUAAGACAGUUUGUAUGUGGGAAAUCCAUGAAAUUAGAGACAAAAGGAUUUGGGAAUAAGUAGAACUGUGAGGAUGGGAUCGCACUUGUUGCUCCAUGAAUCAAGGAGUCUUUAAUCCUUGGCAAUUUCUGUAAACAAUGAGAGUUCGAAUAAAGGGAGAUGUCCUCUGCACCCUUCUCCUAGUGAUCGUUCUCUGUACCUUACUGUACAGUCUGAUGAGACCAACCAAUAAACAAGAAACUGCUUACUAUAAGAAAAGCAAAGAAUCAAAGAGCCUGAUAAAGAUUGGGAAAAGUUACUUGGACAAACAAACAAAAGGUUACGUGGACAAACCUAAAAGCAUGGGUAAGGCCAAACUUCUCUCUGAUGAUUAUAAGGUGAGCAACAAGGAACCCAAGGCUUCAAUUUCAUCGCCAACAACAGAGCCUCCCUUUGACUUCCAACUGUACCUCAGGAGUAAAGAUUUUCGAAACUUUAGUCUCAUGAUUAACCAACCAAAUAAAUGCAAGAGAUCCACAAUGGAUCCAUUUCUUCUUAUUGCUGUAAAAUCCAUAGUAGAAGAAUUUGACCGUCGUGAAAGUGUACGGAAAACCUGGGGUCGGGAAGGUAUGAUUAGUGGGGUAAGGGUUCAAAGAGUGUUUCUUUUAGGAACUCCAAAGAAUAAGACUGCCGUGUCCAUGUGGGAAUCCCUUAUGCAUCAGGAGAGUCACUACUACAAAGACAUUUUGUUAUGGGAUUUCGUCGAUACUUUCUUCAACCUUACCUUAAAAGAGAUCCAUUUUCUUAGCUGGGCAGAAGAGUUUUGUGGAAAUGUUAAAUUUAUCUUUAAAGGGGAUGCUGAUGUUUUUGUCAAUGUAGAAAACUUGAUCAAUUAUUUGCAAAACCAAAAUGCCUCAGAAGACUUAUUUGUUGGAGAUAUUAUAAAUCAAGCAAGACCAAUACGCUCCAAAAAAAGCAAAUACUACAUUCCAGAAACAAUGUAUGGUCUUGGGUUGUACCCACCCUAUGCAGGAGGGGGAGGAUUUUUGAUGUCAGGGAUCACAAUGAAAAAGUUGUCCCACGCCUGCCAAGAAGUAGAGCUUUUCCCUAUUGAUGAUGUAUUUCUGGGCAUGUGCUUGCAAAGAAUAAACCUUAAACCAGUUAUGCAUGAAGGUUUUAAAACUUUUGGAAUCACCAAGCCCUCAGCUGCUCCUCAUAUGGAGACAUUUAAUCCCUGCUUCUACAGAGACCUUAUGGUUGUGCACAGCCUGAAGCCAGCAGAGAUAUGGCUGAUGUGGAAUCUCCUCCAUGGCCAGCAGUUACCCUGCUCCCAAAAACAAAGGAUUAAAAAACCAUUUCAUUGGAAGAAAGCAAAACAGAGGGUGAAAGCUGUCACCAGCUGACUUGCAACAACUGCAAGAGAGUCAUGCACUAGCCAAACAUUUGGCCAAACAUUACAAGGCACAGUUAACAGGUUUUGUUUUUUUUUAAUAAAGGAGAACCUCUUUUAGACAGUUUCAUAACACACAAAAGUGUUGCUCUAAAGCAUUUUUCAAAAACAUAUACAACCUUUUGAAAAUAUUUAGUUCUUCCAUAUAAAAAACACUAUACAUCUAAGCAGGUCAGUCAGUGCUUAGUUUUCUCAGGGUGCGUAAAUAUAUCAUAUUGGAUCAAAUAUGCACAAUGCUUAGAACCUUGGGUUUUCUAGAAACAGGGUCUUUCAGUGAUAUGGAGCACUAUGCUUAAAGGGGAACUCCACCCUAACACAACUUGAGCUUUUUGAAAAGUAAACAUAAUUCCAAGCAACUUUGCAAUAAACG